Messenger RNA from Fulvia fulva, 2499 nucleotides. Its product is annotated as ATP-dependent DNA helicase RecQ. NCBI's taxonomy places the organism in Eukaryota, Fungi, Ascomycota, Dothideomycetes, Mycosphaerellales, Mycosphaerellaceae. Gene Ontology annotation, molecular function: nucleic acid binding; 3'-5' DNA helicase activity; ATP binding. The transcript has 5 exons. Gene Ontology annotation, cellular component: chromosome; nucleus; cytoplasm. Bases 1 to 2499 code for a protein of 832 amino acids. The record is from RefSeq and is a predicted model, not a curated record. Gene Ontology annotation, biological process: double-strand break repair via homologous recombination.
AUGCUACAUCUCAACAACUUCUUCAGCCAGAUACUUCGCCAUCGACCACCGCUGAACCCCCCACACUACACUUGUUACAACCACUUGCCCAGGCGAGCUUUCCAGUCCAUUGUCUACCCGCCCCGCAAAGGUCCCCCCAUGGCCGACAGUGACGACUUUGGUUUGUCGUCCGAAGACGAGGCUGAGCUCUUGGAUCUGGACACAUCAACAGCUCCUACACUCAAACGCAAAGCCGAUGCUGCCAAUGGCAUCGUUUCGAAAAAAUCUCGACCCAAUGAGCCCUCGGACUCUGCUCGUGCACUCGCCAACAAAGUCCUCAAACAGCGUCUUGGUUUGGACGGCUUCCGGCUGAAGCAGGAGACGGCCAUUGCUAGACUGCUCGAUGGCGAAAGCUCUGUCGUCAUCUUUCCCACGGGAGGAGGCAAGUCGCUAUGCUACCAAAUCCCGGCCUUAUGUUUCAAGGAGCUGGAUCUACAAGGCCACACAGGACGAUCGGCAGGCGAAGGCGGCAUCACGCUGGUGGUCUCGCCGCUCAUAGCACUCAUGAAAGACCAAGUCGACGCUCUGAAGCGACGUGGUAUCUCAGCAGCGGUGCUGAACUCCACCAACUCGAGAGACGAGUACAUGGCCAUAGUCGAGUCAAUGCGCAACGGAACACUCGACAUUGUGUACUGCGCACCUGAGCGUUUGAACAACGAGGGCUUUGUCUCUUCGAUGGCAAAUGUUCGCGGCGGCGUCCGACUUCUUGCUGUGGAUGAGGCUCACUGCAUCUCUGAGUGGGGACAUGCUUUUCGACCCGACUAUCUGAAGGUCGCUCGCUUCGCUAAGGAGAUCAAAGCGGAGAGAGUCGUGUGCUUGACCGCGACAGCCACACGGCAGGUUGCUGAAGACGUGCGCAAAGCAUUCAAUGUACCAGAGGAUGGCGUCUUCCGCACGACCACCUACCGCCCGAACCUCAGACUGCACGCUGAAUCAUACCAGACGAAAGCCGAAUCUUACCCUAGGUUACAAGCAUUUCUGCAGGCUCACCCAGGUUCUUCCAUUGUAUAUGUCACCACUCACAAGCAGGCCGAAAGCCUCGCUGAGCAGCUGCGCAAGCAUUCAUUCAAGGCUCGCCACUUCCAUGCUGGCAUGAAACCGAAUGAAAAGCUGGACUGUCAGGAAGCAUUCAUGCGUGCCAAUGAUUUGAUCAUGGUCGCUACGAUUGCCUUCGGCAUGGGCGUGGACAAGGCAAACAUUCGUAAUGUGGUCCACUACGACAUCCCGCGGUCCCUGGAAGGCUAUUCUCAAGAAGUUGGAAGAGCUGGCCGCGAUGGUCUCGAGAGUCACUGUAUGCUCUAUCUGUGUGCUGAAGACCUCCAUAUUCGAGAGAGCUUUGCGCGAGGCGACUUACCUUCCAAGCCAUCAGUCGAAAAGCUUUUGAAGGAGGUGUUCUCAUCGGUUCCUACGAGACCUCCGGAACGUCACAUCGAAGCUAGCCUCUACCACAUGUCCAAGGAGUAUGAUAUACGUCCCACCGUGCUCGGCAACAUUUUCGCCCAACUUGAACUACGUUUCGAGCUUCUGCGUGCAACGACUCCAAAAUACACACAGUACAGCUACACAGGCCUGAAAAACUUCGAUUGGGACAACUCUGCGAGUGCCAUCGCCAUACGCAAGAGUUCCAACAAGAAGAGCAAGUUGACAUACGUUGACAUUGACGAAGCAUGCAUGCAACAUGGAGCCGCGCGUAUGGAGGUCGUUUCGAAGCUGAAUCACUGGAACGACGAGGGCUUCAUCGAACUACGCACGGGCGGUGUGAUCAACUUGUAUCGCGUACUGAAGGACUGGCCUCCAUCUGAAAAAGAGCAGCAACGCAUUACUGACGAGCUCUACGAAGAUCUCGAGUCUAGAGAGCAGCAGGAGCUGCAGCGUAUGGAAGAAGUCACCGAUCUAAUCACUGGAGAAGCCUGCUUCGCGCAGACCUUGGCCGGGCACUUUGGAGACGCCCUUCCCGACGGUGCCAAGGAGUGUGGCCAUUGCACUUGGUGCGAAACCCGCAAAGCUGUACCAAAAGUCAAAUCACCUCAGCGUCCAUGGGACCCCAAGAAGUUCGCGAGGAUUUUGCAAGCUUGCCCGGAUAGAGAUGAUCCUCGAUAUCUGGCGCGCAUCGCCUUUGGCAUAAGCAGUCCUCGGAUCACAGCAGCCAAGCUGCACAAUAGUCCGGUCUUUGAGUCGAUGGCGGAUCAGGAUUUCAUGACUUUGCUGAAGGCCUUCACGGACAUCUGCAACAAGACCCCGACAAAAUUGCCAGGUCAGCAAGCGGUGGGCCAGGGUGCCGCCAAGAAAGCGCCUCAGCUGCCGAAGACAGAUCCGCAGGUCACUGCAGCGACUUCUGCUAAGCAGCAUCGAGACCACUUCAAGCACUUCCAGGACGUGAGCUCCGACUUCGCAGAUUACUGUGCUUCGAGAGGGAUCAAGAAUUGGCAACAAUACGGCGACUACCAAGACAAACACUAA